UAAGAAAAACAAUGUUAUAAAAACAUGAAGUUCCUGCUAGCACCUGCCAGGAAACAGACUGACUGCGUGGCCCUAACAAAGGUGAGCAACCAUCCCAGAGAGGAGAAGGGCUUUCCUUUCCAAGUCAGAACAAGGAAGACGUUUUUUGGAUAUUACAUGUACAUUGCACAGAGAGCAGAGCUUAAUCACAGUUCAAACCAGAUAAGACUUCGCUUCAGACCAGGCAAGACUAAACUACAAUUUGUUUGACCUUUUUGGGUUUUUUUGUAUUUCAUUCAGAUUAAGAGCAUCCGGAUGUUCCACGGAGACAAAAACAUAUUCUCUACAUCCUGGACAUUUGAAUACUGGAAGUAAAGAGCCCAUUCCUUGAAGCUGCUUAUUUAUUAACUGAGGCAGAAAGGUUGAAAUUGCAGGAUCCCGCAGUUUUCUUUGGGUUUGUUUUUUUCUUGCUGGGGAGGCAGAGCCUCAGGAUUGUGCCCCUCUCUGGAUGCUGUAGUCUCUCUGGGAGCAGGUGGAGUGGAUAUGGCAGUGUGGAACCUGCCCAGACCAGCAGCUGCUGUUGUGCUUUCCACCAGACGCAAGAGAAAGGCAAUCCUGGCACAGGUCCUCAUAGCGGCCCUUGGGCUGCUCCUACAAGGGGAGGCCGCUGCCGCUGUGACUCUGAAUUGCUCAAACCCGAAUGCAGAAUCGCUCCUGAAGGCACUCGAGAUGAGCGUCUUCCAGAGAAAAGCUAUCCGUCCCGUUGUGAGCCUCCAGAGCCCGACACAAGUCAACGUGUCCUUCACUCUCUACGCCAUCCUGGGAGUGGAUGAAAAGAUACAAACAAUGACAACCUUCAUCUGGCAAGUCCUGGAAUGGAAUAUGGAGAUUGUUCAAUGGGACCCUGUGCAGUGUGGCACGCACAAUAUCUCUAUCCCAAGUGAAAAUAUCUGGGUGCCGGAUAUCCUGAUCAAUGAAUUCAUGGAUGAAGACAGAUCACCCAAGACGCCAUACCUGUACCUGAAACACAAUGGUAACGUGUACUACGACAUACCUGUCCGAGUGGUCAGCUCCUGCACCAUGGACAUCUUCAACUUCCCUUUCGACGUGCAGAACUGCUCGCUCAGCUUUGGGUCCUACCUGCAUACAGCAAAUGAUGUGCGUGUGAGUAUGGGCAUGACAGCCGAAAAGACAUUUCAGGCAGCAAAAGCCUUGAUGAAAACCAAAGGGGAGUGGGAGCUGGUAAACAUUGAAGCUCGUGGCAACUUCCUCAAUACCACUGACUUCGAAUAUGAUGAGGUUGUCUAUCAACUGAUCAUCAGGAGGAGACCCAAGCUCUACGUGAUGAACCUCAUCAUUCCCAGUGCCUUCCUCAUGAUGAUCGACCUCUUCAGCUUCUUACUGCCAGCACAGAAUGUGGACAGAGCCUCCUUCAAGAUGACCCUGAUCCUGGGCUACACCGUCUUCCUGCUCAUCAUGAACGACCUGCUCCCCAGCUCUGCUGAAACGCCGCUCAUCAGUUCCUACUUUGCCAUCAGCCUCUCACUGAUGGUGGCCAGUGUCCUGGAGACGGUGGCCAUCACCAACAUCCUGUACAGUUCCAGGCAGUACCCGGAAGUCCCGCCCUGGGUGCGCAAGCUCGUCCUGCACUACAUGGCCCGGGUGGUCUGCUACUCGCCAAGGCUGACCCACUGGCCAAACACCAGCAAGAAAACUGUAACCCUGAAUCCUGCUUUUCAAGGCGCUGUUCAUGAAAUAAAAGACCCCAAGGAGGCAGGUCCGCAGGUCAAGCAGGCCGUGCUGCAGCUGCAGAAGUUGAGCGGAGACCUGCAGUGCAUCAGGCAGUACCUGGACAGCCACUUUCAUAAGGGCGAGAACGAGGAAGUCUGGGUCGAAAUCGGGCACAUCCUGGACCGCUUCCUCUUUGGGCUUUACCUGUUCUUUUUAACUGUCUCCGCCAUCAUAUUCAUUAUUAUCUGGGCUACAUGGCACACAGCCACCACUGACUGAGAAUAGACAUAGCUAGCAAAGAUCCCAGUGAAGACAUCCCAGCAGACUGAGCCCGUCACAUGGGCUCAAUUUAGUUUAAGAUAUGCUAUAAACAUCAUCAGUCAUGUAUCAUGUAAAAGGUAGUACAUUGCACAAACUCCUUCUGCUGCAGGUGUAUAUAGUGUGUAGCGAGCUGUACUGCUCGGCCAUUCUAAAGUCAAAUAAAGA
Molecule: messenger RNA, 2196 nt
Organism: Acipenser ruthenus (sterlet)
Lineage: Eukaryota; Metazoa; Chordata; Actinopteri; Acipenseriformes; Acipenseridae
Product: 5-hydroxytryptamine receptor 3C-like
Exons: 9
Coding region: 523-1989 (488 amino acids)
Biological process (GO): monoatomic ion transmembrane transport; signal transduction; nervous system process
Cellular component (GO): synapse; postsynaptic membrane; neuron projection
Molecular function (GO): extracellular ligand-gated monoatomic ion channel activity; transmembrane signaling receptor activity; neurotransmitter receptor activity
Source: RefSeq, a predicted model, not a curated record